Drosophila rhopaloa is the source of this 1670-nucleotide messenger RNA. RefSeq names its product protein germ cell-less-like. Lineage: Eukaryota; Metazoa; Arthropoda; Insecta; Diptera; Drosophilidae. The record is from RefSeq and is a predicted model, not a curated record. Gene Ontology annotation, biological process: germ cell development. The transcript has a single exon. Bases 111 to 1670 code for a protein of 519 amino acids. Gene Ontology annotation, molecular function: protein binding.
UUUAUUUUAUUUUUUUGCUACAAAGUUGGUGAACGUAAAGUGCAACUGGAGUUAUAUAAAACUGCAGAUUUGUAACUGCAUAUUUACAAGGGGUACUCCUUUGCUGAGCCAUGGGUCAGAUCAUGGGCUUUAUGAAUAAGAAUGUGGCGGAGGUGUUUGGCAACCGGCGGAAACGAAAGCGAAGCACGGACUCCAUGUUGACCAAGGACGACCAAUCCCAGAUGGACACCACACAGCCCAAAAGGAAGAAGCUUCUUACCACCACACAGUACAUAUACAAGACUCUUUUUAAGGAGGAGAAGAACUCUGAUGUGACCGUAAUGGCCUUGGGCAAAGUCUGGCACCUGCACAAAGUCUACCUGAGCCAGAGUCCCUACUUCUACACCAUGUUCAAUGGAACGUGGCGCGAGGCGCAGCAGAAAUUCAUUCCGAUCGCGAUCCUCGAUGACCGGAUCACCGUGGCCAGCCUGGAUGCCGUAUUUGGAUCUAUGUACUCCGACGAAAUCGAGAUUGAGUCGGCCGAUGUCAUAUCCGUCUUAGCCACGGCAACGCUGUUCCACUUGGACGGAAUCAUCGACAAGUGUGCCGAGUUGAUGGUCGACAACAUCAGUCCGGAGACAGCUAACCAGUACUAUGAUGCAGCCUGUCAGUACGGUGUAGUUGGAGUCAAGAAGUCCACCUUCCAAUGUCUCCAGAUCAACCUGCUAAGCAUCUAUGGCAAGCAGCCGAACCUGCUGAGGCACAUCUCAAUCGAACUGAUGAGUGACCUCACCGCUAGCCCAGAUUUGUACGUAAUCCAGACGGAGAUCUCGCUGUACACACUGCUGCGCAGUUGGAUGUUCCUGCGCCUGCAUCCCGACUACGAUCCCGAGGACCCGAUACAGCAGACGGAGGCGGUUAAGAUGCAGGAGCGACUUGUCCAAGCCGGCGUGGAAACGCACACGCCCAUUGGAGAUGUCGUCCAGUGGACGUACUUCACCAGUCGCCUGGAGGAGCGCUCGUUCCUGGCCACGCCCGAGGGGCAGCCGUAUGUGAGGGUCUUCCAGAAGCUACGAACACAGUACCUAACCAACCACUACAUGGAUCUGAAGAUUAUCCACAAUGACAACAUCAUACCCAAGGAGUGGCUCUAUCGGCACAUCCACAACCACUGGGAUGCCCUACUGCGGAUUGAUCACGGGCAGGAGGACUACAGUCCCCAGCAGAUCGACAACGAGCAGUUCCUUGAGAGCUGCAUGCGCUGUGGACGCAUGUUGCUCGAGCCUGGCUACCAAAAUUGGCGCUGGACGGGCUUUAACUACGGCCUGGAUCUCAUCCUGAUUAUGGACUCGCGCCGACUGAACAUUCGUCGUCGCCACCAGCACGAGCACGAACGUGUGCUCAGCCUGCAGACGAAGCGCAAGUUAAUGGUCCGCAUCACGGUGACCUCGAUAGACGACCAGCGCCGGGCAGUGUUCACCCAGACGUCCGAGAUCUGCUCCCUUAGCCUGGAGAGGAACGAGGAGGUGCCGCUGAUGGUCCUUGAUCCAAGGCUGGUUCAUCCUCUGCUCAUCUCCAUCAAUAUGCUGGUGGUGAUGCCGCCCAAUCAGAGUUUCAAGGAGAUUGUUCCACUGUCCAUACCCAUUUCGGAAAUCGAUUCGGCUGUCCUUAUUGGCCAGGACUCGUUGUAG